AAAAACGAAGAAGAAGACGGAGGGCGGAGGAUCCAGCGGCCGACAUCUCGGAACCAAUCACAGCGCCUGGCGGGUCUUGAGUUGUUGUGCUGACCUGUACCUGUCUCACUUUUGUAAAAUAUUAUAACGUUUCUAUAUCAUGUCGUCGUUUGUGACUGAAGUGCUCGCCAGCUCUGGCAAACUGGAGAAAGAGGAUUUGUCCAGUAAAAUAAGCAAAAUGUCGCGCAAGGUGGAGGAUACAAAGGAAGAAGUAUGUGACAUGAUAAAUAAGAGAUAUGGUGACUUCCUACCUAGUCUUCAAGGAUCUGAGGAGCUGAUGGUACAGGUUGACGAGGUCUCCAAAGAAAUGGAUAUGCUCAAAAAUUGCAUCGAGAAUGAGGUGCAGCAGAAUAUCCACGUGGCUGUGGCUGAAUAUGCAAAGCUGAAGCAGCAGCUGGAGAAAAAUACUAUCAUCAUAACAAUGCUAGGACACCUAAAAGAGUUUCACAAUGCAAUGGAGGAGUUCAACAAAGCUUUACUGGAGAAGAAAUAUGUUGAUGCAGCCAACCAGCUGGAAAGGGCAAGAUCCAGUGUGGAUUCGCUGAAGGGCUGGAAGACGUCCCAGCUGCCGCUGCUCAGUGCUCUCAGCUCUGAGCUGACGGUGCAGAGAGAAAACUUAAUUUACCACAUGGGGGAUGAAUGGAAGCGCCUCGUCAUCUGGAGGUUACCGUCCUCAAAGGAGCCUGCAGGUCUGAAGUCCUUCCUGAAAGUGGAGCUGAACCUGAGUCAUCCCUGCAGUAAGGACGGUGAACCAAGACCACAUGCUUUACUGUGCUGUGUCCUGCAAGCUCUGGCCAUCCAGGGAGACCUUCAGCACAAGAUCAAACUCUUCAGUCAAGUACUGUUGAAGAACAUGUUGAAGCCGCUGGUGGUUUACCCGUCGCUGUCAGUGAGGGUAACAGAGCAGCAGGAUGAGGGAACCACUCUGGCCUUACAGUGUUUGGAGGAGAGCCAUGAGGAGCGAUCUACUCCUUCACAGGUCUACAGCAAACUGCUCCUGGUGCUCAAGACUCUGCACUCACACCUGCUAGACGUGUCCAUCUGUGAUAAAAAGCUCUCUGCUAUCCUGGGGGAGCUGAUCUGGGAGGAAAUUUCCCAGUGCAUCAUCCAUGACUGUCUGCUCUAUUCCAUCCCCACCAACAGCAGUCAACUGGAGAAAUAUAACACUGUGAUCAAGGAAACAGAGGAGUUUGAGAAGUCUCUUAAGGAGAUGGAGUACCUGCAGGGUGACUCCACAGAUCUGCUCAAAUAUGCCAGGGAUGUCAACUGUCACUUUGCCAGCAAGAAGUGCAAGGAUGUUAUCGUGGCAGCUCGCAAACUCAUGACCUCCAAGAUGCACAACACCGUUAAAAUCGCACCAGACUCCAAGCUGCGUCUCCCCAAGCUGCCAGCGCCAAAUUCAGAGGCGAAAGUGAAGCAAGAAACCACAAAGGAGGAGAUAACAAUGGAGAACACAAAGCAGCUGUCUGCGUGGAGUUUGUGUCUGCCAGCCUGUCGCAUCAGUGAGUCAGUGCAGCAGCUGAUGGAGCUGGCACUCAACACCCUGUGUGAAGCUGUCGGAAGCUCCACACAAUGUGCAUUACAACUCUUCUUCACUGUGAGAAACAUUUUCCAGCUGUUCUAUGAUGUUGUACCAACAUAUCACAAGGAGAAUCUGCUUAAGUUCCCUCACCUCGCUGCCAUUCAACACAACAACUGCAUGUACCUGGCACACCACCUUCUCACCCUGGGGCAUCAUUUCAGAGCUCACUUGCCACAGCCCCUCAGCGAGGGUGUUGCAACAUUUGUUGACAUGGUGCCUGGAUUCAGGAAACUGGGUGCCCAGUGUUUCUUAGCACAGCUGAAUGUCCAGAGAGCUGAACUGCUGGAGAGACUUUCCACGGCUCACAACUUCUGCAACCUGGAUGAUGAAGAUAAUUACAUUGCAGCAAGCAAAGCAGUAAGACAGGUCAUUCAUCAGCUGAAACAGUUGGGUACAGUAUGGCAGGAUGUCCUACCAGUCAGCAUCUACUGUAAAGCCAUGGGCAACCUCCUCAACACGGCCAUCGCAGAGGUCAUUUCCAAAAUCAUGAUGCUAGAGGAUAUUUCCUCUGAGGACGGGGAGCACCUCCACACUCUGUGCCAAACCAUCAUCGAGGAAGGUCCGCUGGUCUUCAUCCCUCUGGCCGAGGAAAAGAAGAACAAGAAAUAUCAGGAGGAAGUGCCUCUUUAUGUGAAGAAGUGGAGCACCUUCAAGGAGCUGGUCAUCGUGCUGCGGGCCAACCUGCAGGAGAUUGUCGACAGGUGGGCUGAUGGUAAAGGGCCGUUGGCGCUGGAGUUCUCCAGUUCAGAGGUGAAGAAUCUGAUCCGAGCCUUGUUUCAGAACACAGAGAGGAGAGCUGUAGCUCUGACAAAAAUCAAAUAGACACUUGGAGCUGAACAAAAUACUAUAGCACUUUUUCCUCUGUGGAAAAUAUGACUCAUGUCUUUAUUCAUUUCCAUUUUCUGUUAUGUCCAUUAAACAUAUACACUUACAUGUAUAUAGAUUGAACAGUGUGGCUUUUUCUGGGGGUAUAAUCUGGUUGUAAUCAAUCUGCUGUAUUCAGACUGCAAUUAGUCCUACAGAGAUUACAUGAAGGCUUCUUUACAUCAGCAUCCCACAGACUCAGUCUUAUAGCUUUGGGGGGGUUUACCAUGACAAAGCCAACUGAGAUUGUGUAACCAUUGGCUUGCCAUCUGUUGACAUGUGAUGUCGUAUCCAGGGUUAACUUUGCUGUAACUUGUCGGUCCAACUUCAUCCAUGGCUCUGCUUUUCUGUCAUUUCAGAAGAGAGAGUUUGUUGAGUAAUGUUUGUUCAAACCUGAAUGCCUCUAAAUGAACAUUUUGUUUUGACAAAGACCCUGGACCCUGCAUCUCUUGUUGAAAAAUUUCUUGUACAAGCCAUUAAACCGACCUCUUCUAUAAUGUAUUUAUUAUUUGUCCAAAUAAACCAAAAGAUUC
Lates calcarifer (barramundi perch) is the source of this 3018-nucleotide messenger RNA. RefSeq names its product zw10 kinetochore protein (gene zw10). The transcript has 16 exons. The coding region runs from base 140 to 2443 and encodes 767 amino acids. Gene Ontology annotation, biological process: endoplasmic reticulum to Golgi vesicle-mediated transport; mitotic cell cycle; mitotic spindle assembly checkpoint signaling. The record is from RefSeq and is a predicted model, not a curated record. Gene Ontology annotation, cellular component: chromosome, centromeric region; RZZ complex; nucleus. Lineage: Eukaryota; Metazoa; Chordata; Actinopteri; Centropomidae.